Molecule: messenger RNA, 1250 nt
Organism: Condylostylus longicornis
Lineage: Eukaryota; Metazoa; Arthropoda; Insecta; Diptera; Dolichopodidae
Gene: Sirt6
Product: NAD-dependent protein deacetylase Sirt6
Exons: 6
Coding region: 96-1121 (341 amino acids)
Molecular function (GO): NAD+ binding
Source: RefSeq, a predicted model, not a curated record
UGUCAAUAUCAGAUCUUUCUUUAUUAUUUUAUUAUUGUUAUUAUCAACAAUCAAUAUCAAUUUAGGCUUGAAAUUCUAUUAAGUGAUUUGUUUAAAUGUCUUGCAAUUAUGCCGAAGGAUUAUCUCCUUACGAAAAUAAAGGAAUUCUUGGCUUGCCGGAAAAAUUCGAUGAUGAAAAAGUUUUAAACGAUAAAUGUGAAUCGUUAGUCAGCUUACUUGAAACAUCAAAACAUGUUGUUUUCCACACUGGAGCGGGAAUCAGCACAUCAGUAGGAAUACCAGAUUUUCGCGGACCUAAAGGAGUGUGGACUCUUGAGCAAAAAGGAGAAAAACCAAAUAUUAACGUUUCUUUUGAUGAUGCAAUACCUUCUAAAACUCAUAUGGCUAUUAAAGCUUUAGUUGAAAAAGGUUACAUUCAUUAUGUUGUUAGUCAAAACAUUGAUGGUUUACAUUUAAAAUCUGGGCUACAAAGAAAAUUUUUAGCUGAGCUUCAUGGAAAUAUGUUUAUAGAACAAUGUAACAAAUGUAAAAAGCAAUAUGUAAGAAACAAAUGCACUACGUCUGUGGGACAGAAAUAUAUAGGCGGUUUAUGUCGAGGUGGGGGAAAUUCAAGAGCUUGCCGUGGUGGUCAGUUGAUAGACAACAUAUUAGAUUGGGAGGCUGAUUUACCAGAUCGAGAUUUAGAAUUGUCAUUUUUAAAUUCAAGUUUAGCCGAUUUAAAUGUUUGUCUUGGAACCACAUUACAGAUCGUUCCCAGUGGUAAUUUACCGUUGAAGAACAAAAAGUUUGGUGGCAAAUUAAUAAUUUGUAAUUUGCAACCAACAAAACAUGAUAAAAAAGCUGAUUUAAUUAUAUCUGGAUAUGUGGACGUUAUAAUGAGUAAAGUUUGUAAGAGGUUAGGGAUUGAGAUUCCUGAUUAUAACGUUGAGGAUGAUCCUACAAAAAUGGUUUCAAAAAACAUAGAAUGGACAAUACAGUCUGAACAAAUAAAAGAAACGGAUAAAGUAUAUUCAAAUAAAUUGAAAGAUUAUAAUAAAAAGCGCAAAUUAAAUGGCGAUAUCGAAAUUAAAGACAAAAAGGAGAACUUCAAGAAAAUUAAGAAGAAAAAAGAAGAUAUUUAAUUCUUGAAAUUCCUUUUUGUAUUAUAUUUAUAUUUUGUUUCUGCAUUAUUCAUUCCUUAUAAAGUAUUUACUAAAGUUAGUUAUGUACUGUUGUAUUUUAAUUGUAAGAUCCUUAGAAUUAAGAAUGAA